AUGGGAAAAACGCAAAUAUGGGAAAAACGAAAAAAGGGGAAAAACGCAAAUAUGGGAAAAACGCAAAAAUGGGAAAAACGCAAAUAUGGGAAAACGCAAAUAUGGGAAAAACGCAAAUAUGGGAAAACGCAUAUAUGGGAAAAACGUAAAAAUGGGAAAAACGCUAAUAUGGGAAAAACGCAAAUAUGGGAAAAACGCAAAUAUGGGAAGAACACAAAUAUGGGAAAAACGGAAGUAUGGGAAAAACACAAAUAUGGGAAAAACGCAAAUAUGGGGAAAACGCUAAUAUGGGAAAAAUGCAAAAAUGGGAAAAACGCAAAUAUGGGAAAAACGCAACUAUGGGAAAAACGCAAACAUGGGAAAAAUAUGGGACAAACGCAAAUAUGGGACAAACGCAAAUAUGGGACAAACGCAAAUGUGGGACAAACGCAAAUAUGGGACAAACGCAAAUAUGGGACAAACGCAAAUAUGGGACAAACGCAAAUAUGGGAAAAACGCAAAUAG
Messenger RNA from Schistocerca americana (American grasshopper), 504 nucleotides. RefSeq lists its product as uncharacterized. NCBI's taxonomy places the organism in Eukaryota, Metazoa, Arthropoda, Insecta, Orthoptera, Acrididae. The transcript has a single exon. Bases 1 to 504 code for a protein of 167 amino acids. The record is from RefSeq and is a predicted model, not a curated record.